Messenger RNA from Fraxinus pennsylvanica, 444 nucleotides. NCBI's taxonomy places the organism in Eukaryota, Viridiplantae, Streptophyta, Magnoliopsida, Lamiales, Oleaceae. The record is from the annotation of a GenBank genome assembly.
AUGCGCCAGUCGCGAACCUCCAACCCAAUUACGCCUAGAUCAGCUUCCUUAACAGCUUUAUUUAGGCACAUUGUAAGCGCCGCAGAUCGAAGUGCUGAUGAUAUUAGCACUUGGGAGACCAUACGUGAAAAGGUUCUCUGCUUUAUUAGAGAUAAGGUGUUUCCUCUUAAGGGAGAGCUACUAAAGCCACUGGACGAAAUGGAGAGGCAUUUAACUAAUAUGAUAAAGCAACGCGUUAUUGAGAGCUGUGGAGUCAGAGUCGUGAAGGGUGACAUCAAGCCCGUUCGCGGCGGAGAGUUGUGCGAUGCCGGAGCCCAUUUACCCGUCCCCCACCACCCCGAUGCUCUUGAUCUCUACCAUGUGUCAGCGUUAGUCUCCUUCACCACUACGGACCAAACUUAUAGUACUGAUCAGAAAGGAACGGAUAAUAACAAGAGAAAUUGA